This is a messenger RNA of Oncorhynchus nerka (sockeye salmon), 3586 nucleotides long. RefSeq names its product SANT and BTB domain regulator of CSR (gene sanbr). NCBI's taxonomy places the organism in Eukaryota, Metazoa, Chordata, Actinopteri, Salmoniformes, Salmonidae. The record is from RefSeq and is a predicted model, not a curated record. The coding region runs from base 215 to 2530 and encodes 771 amino acids. The transcript has 22 exons.
CGGCACCGGAAAAAGCGGAAUCAACGCAACAGAAUAUUUUUUGGGGGACGACGACGUUACAACGUUAUCUAAACGUCAUUACCGAGCGUUUUAGGGUGUUUCCAUCCCGUAUGCAAUGCUGAUUGAAUGUCUUGUCUGUCCAUCAACUCGUCCCCGGGAUGAUACUGCAGAGAGAGUGCCGCUAGCUCGGUAGUAGCAUUAGCGUUAAACGUGGAUGACGGCUACUGUACACCGGAACGUCCUAUCAUCUGGACCACAGAAGAAUCAGCUGUCAUCAUUGAAUCAUUCGACUACAGCCAAAGGGGCCUUCCAAGGGACGACAAUCCAUCCUUGUUACAAGAAGAUAAUCGACGUUGCCAAAAACAUGAAUCGUUACUGCACCCUGAACAACAACUUUCCCAAUGACAACAACCUCCUGGUCCUGGACAUGGUGCUGAGCUCUCUCUGGAGCGUUCCACAGCCCAUCAACUGGGACAACGUGGCCAUGCUGGUCCCUGGCUUCACACCCAAGGAGUGUGCGCAGAGGUUCGAGGAGCUGAAGAGCACCGGAGGGUUCCAUCACGUGGACGACCAAUGCAACGCGCUGACGGCAGGAGGCUCCUCCCCUGUGGACUACAUCAAAUCCACACUAUUGGACACCACGGGAGACGUGGGGGAGACGCGGACCAAUCAGAGCUCCAUCUCAGUGACGGGCCUGGCGGUGAACCCUUCCAGAGGAAGAAGCUCGGUGGAGAAGGAGAGCAGGGAGUCUGCAGAGGAGGGCGAGAAGCCCCAGGAGGGGAAAGGGCCCAAUAUGGUGAUCCACGUGUGUGACGAGGCUAAGAACCUGAAGCAGGACUUCAUGUGUCCCCGUGACCUUCUGAUCAACGAGAUGCGUUACUUUGCUGAGUACCUCUCUGUUGACACCCAGCGCUGGGAGGAGGUGGACAUCUCUGUGCACUGUGACGUGCAGAUCUUCGACUGGCUCAUGAACUACGUCAAGAGGCACAAAAUGGCCGUCGAUGGCAACCAUGACAAACCCAAGCUCGAGCCCAGCAAUGUGAUCUCAAUCCUCAUCUCCUCCGAGUUCUUGAAGAUGGACACGUUAGUGGAGGAGUGCAUCCAGUACUGUCACAAGCACAUGAGUGCCAUCGUGGCCACACCCUGCAACAUGAACUGCAUCAACAGUAACCUGGCAGCGGACAUGUCUGACCUCUUCAGCCACAACGAGGCAGACGACAUCACGGACAGAAAAGACAAGUUCAAAAGUAAGUUAUUCCAGAAGAAAAUUGAGUGUCUCUUCGAUCCUGACUAUAAGAACCGGGACUCCCCAGGCAACGCAGCAACUCUGUACAGGUGUGCUCUGUGCCUGAAACUGCUGACCAAGGACACAGAGCGGAAGAUCUCCUGCAUCCCAGGGAAGAUCAACAUCAACCCUCGAGGAGACAUCACCUACACUCACAGCAGGCAGAAGAGAUGGGAGGUCCAUGAUUACAUGACAGGACUGUAUGAGGAGCUGAAGUCCUGGGUGCUGGUCUACUGGAGGAUCUGGGGAACCAUCAACCACCUCACCUGCUCCCACUGCCAACAGGUGUUUGUGUGUGCGGAGCUGUCCCACUGUCGGUAUCACCCAGAGGUUGUGUUGUACCCAGGCAUGGGGACAGAGCAGGGCUGGCACGGGACGGGCAUCUACCCCUGCUGCAACCAGAGGACGCUACGCUUUGACCCCACCGGCAUUCCCAAGGGCUGUAAGAUGCGGGACCACAUAGUGAAUGUGUCAGACAGUGGAGACUGUACUGGGGACCACCAGGUAAACUCAGCCCAGACCAGACUGCUCAACGACCUGCUACUACACAGAGAGACAGUGUGUGUACCCAACACACCCCUACCAGAGACAGGGCCUGUAGACUCCCCCUCCAGUGGGUCAGAUAGGGGGGAGCGGGUACUGGACUGUGACAUCCUGGUAGAGCCGGGGCUUCUGGGACUUCAGAGAGUAGAGGGCACCACUUUUUCCCUGUUGAAAAACUGGAGCCGGCAACUGAGGCAGCAGACGCUGCUCUCUGAGGAUGAGGAGUAUACCACGGGGUCAGAGGUCACUGAGGAUGAGGUGGGGGAUGAAGAGGAGGCCAGCAAGAAACAAGCUGCUAAGAAGGCCAAGAAGUUGAGCAAACCUUUGAAGAGGCAGAUGUCGUCUCCCAAUUUCCAUCGCAAAGAGAAAGCAGUGGAGAAAACUCCUUCGAGAGACAACACUCCAUUCAGAGUGAGUGCCCAGAAGAGUAAAUGGGACAGCUCUCGCUCCAUUCGCUACAACCAAGACGCCCAAAGAGAGGAAGACCAGCGGCGUAUGGUGGAGAUCAUUGGUCAUCUGACUAAGAUUAGGUUCGGUGAUCAGGAACAGAGGAAGUCGAAGGACACUAAAGACCGUGCAGCAGGGAUCUACUCCAGACUAGAGGCCCAGUUCAAGUCCUCCUCCCAGGCCAGGGGACGACAGAGUGGCCCUGAGAAAACCCUCAGAGUGAAGCCACGCUCCAGCCAAGCUCGAACCACAUAGAUAUUGGAAAGAGGAGGAGGGAAGGAGGAAGACAAGAGGGAGAAAAGGAGGAGGGAAGACAAGAGGGAGAAGGAGGAUGGAAGACAAGAGGGAGAAGAGGAGGAUGGAAGACAAGAGGGAGAAGAGGAGGAUGGAAGACAAGAGGGAGAAGAGGAGGAUGGAAGAGAAGAGGAGGAGGGAAGACAAGAGGGAGAAGAGGAGGAGGGAAGACAAGAGGGAGAAGAGGAGGAUGGAAGACAAGAGGGAGAAGAGGAGGAGGGAAGACGAGGGAGAAGAGGAGGGAAGGAGGAAGACAAGAGGGAGAAGAGGAGGAGGGAAGACAAGAGGGAGAAGAGGAGGAUGGAAGACAAGAGGGAGAAGAGGGAAGGAGGAAGACAAGAGGAGGAAGGAAAAGAGAGAGGAGCAGAGGAGGAAGAGGGAGGAAAUCAGUGGAGCAAACUGACCCAAAUUGGUACUGGCAACCUGGCAGCAGCUAACCCUCUCAACCCCAUCUUGCUCCAAUGUGCCCCUGUUAAAAAUGUGUGCCUGUAUUCAUAAAGAGCCUAAGAGUAGAAGUGCUGAUCUAGGAUCAGUUUCUCUUAGAAUAUACUGAAUGGACAGGGGAGACCUGAUCCUAAAUCAGCCCUCCUCCUCUGAGACACUUGAUAAAUACAGGCCCUGGUCCUGCAUUGGUCGUCUUUAGUUCAGGAGGCCUGGUUUUGCCGUAGGCCUUUCUAGCCCACUUAGAACCCAGUCUAGAACCCAGUCCAGCCCGUCAGCCUGACUCAGGUGACUUUGUAUCGAUCACAUCUCCUCCUACCUCCCAUUAACUCUAUAUUACAAUGCAAUAGGUCACCUAGCUCUAAACCUGUACGCCAUAGAAUAUAAUAGACUUUAACAUAGAAGCUACCUUGUGGUGAGUAAUAGGAGUGGUGAGCAGUAGGUAGAUGAUGGUUUAAUGAAAUGCCCGUUGUUUCUAUUUCUAUAUCUGUCUGUGUUGGCCGUAUCGCACACUACUGGGCCUAAGAGGACAUGGGUGGACGGAGGCAGUCAGAAAUAAAAGUUACAUUCCCACCA